AUGACGUCUCAAAGCUCCCAAAUCACUGUAUCCCGGGAUCGCCAACGAAAAGUUUUCAUUGCAGAAUUCCACCCAAUACCUGCCCUAUCUAUCUAUCUAUCUAUCUAUCUAUCUAUCUAUCUAAUUCUAUUCCUUCCUAUCUAUCUAUCUAUCUAUCUAUCUAUCUAUCUAUCUCAAUUUUUCCUAUCUAUCUAUCUAUCUAUCUAUCUAUCUAUCUAUCUAUCUAUCUAUCUUUUCUCUAAUUCUAUUCCUAUCUAUCUAUCUAUGUCAGUUUUUCAUAUCUAUCUAUCUAUCUAUCUAUCUAUCUAUCUAUCUAUCUAUCUAUCUAUCUAUCUCAAUUCUUCAUAUCUACAAACAUCAAUUGUGUUAAACUUAUACGUUUGCAAAAUGUAUGCAUGCAUGUAUGUAUGUAUGUAUGUAUGUAUGUAUGUAUGUAUCUAUUUCAUUUCUUCAUAUCUAUCUAUCUAUCUAUCUAUCUAUCUAUCUAUCUAUCUAACUCAAUUCUUCAUAUCUAUCUAUCUAUCUAUCUAUCUAUCUAUUUCAAUUCUUCAUGUCUAUCUAUCUAUCUAUCUAUCUAUUUCAAUUCUUCAUAUCUAUCUAUCUAUCUAUCUAUCUAUCUAUCUAUCUAUCUAUCUAUCUAUUUCAAUUCUUCAUAUCUAUCUAUCUAUCUAUCUAUCUAUCUAUUUCAAUUCUUCAUAUCUAUCUAUCUGCUUGUUUGUUUCUUGUCAGGCAAACAUCGAAUGUGUUAAACAUAUACGUUUGAAAAAUGUAUGCAUGUAUUUAUGUAUGUAUGUAUCUAUGUAUAUAUCAAUCUAUUUCUUUUCUUCAUAUCUAUCUAUCUAUCUAUCUAUCUAUCUAUCUAUCUAUCUAUCUAUCUAUCUAUCUAUUUGCUUGUUUGUUUGUUUGCCUUCUAUCUAUCUAUCUAUCUAUCUAUCUAUCUAUCUAUCUGUACUAUUUUGA
Molecule: messenger RNA, 960 nt
Organism: Acanthosepion pharaonis
Lineage: Eukaryota; Metazoa; Mollusca; Cephalopoda; Sepiida; Sepiidae
Source: the annotation of a GenBank genome assembly